AUGAUACACUUUUACCGUUCCCCUGGGGCGUUCUUUAUGCAUUGGCUUAUUCUGGUGCUCCUCGCGACGUUGGGGUACUCAUUCGGGUUGAUGUUUGCGACGUUCUUUGAAUCGGCGACGACGGCCUUUGCGCUUGUGCCGAUGAUUUUCCUCCCGCUAUUAAUUGUGGCUGGACUGUUCGCUAACACCAAACGACUGGUUCCCUACUGGGUGUGGCUGAAUUACCUCUCGUUCCCGCGUCAUGCGUACCUCGGUGUGUUUACGAAUGAAUUCAGGCGGCUGGACGUCAUCUGUGACCCCGUCACGCCGCACUGCGCUUACCCCAACGGCGAGGCCGUCAUUGAACAGUUUGGCUUCGAGCACUGGCACCCUUGGCAAUCGGUUGUGGCGCUGAUCGUGUACCAAUUGGGCCUCGCCGCGAUCGGGUCCAUCUCGCUUUACAUCCAUGGCGCGAGGCGCCGGGGGAGGUUGGCCUUCGUAAAGAAUCUUGACUCCCGUGUGGCGUCGCCCCGUGCGAUCGCCUCCGCACGGAGCAACGACGAGCUGUCGGACUCCGACGUGACGCCGAUGGACGAGAUUCCGACGCCCUCCGCCGCAUACACUGAGGCGUCGCACCUCGACGAGGGCGGCCCCUCGCAUCCUGCGAAUGACGCUGUGGAGUUGACCCGCCUCAACACCGCCGCGCCCAAAGCGAACAGGGGUGUGUAG
This is a messenger RNA of Trypanosoma conorhini, 708 nucleotides long. Its product is annotated as ABC transporter. The transcript has a single exon. Gene Ontology annotation, cellular component: membrane. Bases 1 to 708 code for a protein of 235 amino acids. NCBI's taxonomy places the organism in Eukaryota, Euglenozoa, Kinetoplastea, Trypanosomatida, Trypanosomatidae. The record is from RefSeq and is a predicted model, not a curated record. Gene Ontology annotation, molecular function: ABC-type transporter activity.